AUGAGACUAACGAGUGUCCUACUAUUCACGUCUACCCCUGAUGGCGAAAUCCGUCGACACUUUCAACGAUUCGCGUACUAUAAACAGCACGGAUCGGGCACGGGGGACAGCAGCUCAUCAUCGCUCGACGAGCAACCCCUCCUGACGUGCCACCAUCCUCAGAUUCUCGAGUCCGGCCGUGGCCCCGUGAAGGAUAUGGCCACCCACAGGAAAACCCCGGCCGCCGUGGCAGCUGCCAUUCUCCUGUUGCUUAUCGGAGCCGCCGCCGUUGGCCUGGCUUCAGCCAGCACCCUAACCCUUUACUGGUUGCUCGGCUGCAGGGUAACCAUACGUGGGUCAUGCGGUGUGUGCUACAACAUCGGCCCCGUCUACAAAGGCUACUUCUUCAACUACUUCGGGGGCCAAGUCGCCAGGUUCUACCCUCGGUUCAACUGCCAAGGUCCCUACGACCUCAUCCGCCGGAACAUCCGCUGCUGCCGGACCCCCUGCCAAUAA
Messenger RNA from Spirodela intermedia, 495 nucleotides. NCBI's taxonomy places the organism in Eukaryota, Viridiplantae, Streptophyta, Magnoliopsida, Alismatales, Araceae. The record is from the annotation of a GenBank genome assembly.